GAUUUGAUGGGACCUGUAACACAGCGCAUCUUAUGCUGGCAUGCCCUUGAAAAAUCACCUCGAGAUAAAGAAUUUUUACUUUUGUUUCGUUGUAGAAGAAAAACGUCUGCGUGAAACAGUAUAUCAUCUUCUUUAAACACGAACAGAUGACGAUUUUUAGAUAUUUUUAUUAUUUCUUAUCACUUGUUAAUAGGUUGUUCAAUAAGUUGAAAAACUGAUAUACGAUCGAGCUGGGAGCUUGGCAUCGAUUUGGCGUGCACUUAAGUAUAAACCAUAGAGUUGAGAUAGUGCUCUAUGGUGCAAACAGGCUCUCUCCAUUGGGACAAUGGUUUUUUCUUAGUUUGCAACAGAGUAAAGUAGCUUGUUGAGUAAAACUUAAUCGUGUAACCUGACGUCAUUUCUAGUAACAUUAAGUAUUAAACUUAUGUUACCAAAGAAAUGAGCUAUUAACUAGCCUGAGCUAAAGAAACGUUUGAAUACCAGUAGAGAUGGAAGUACAAUUGGAGAAACCAAAAAAACGAAGUUUGAAAGACAUUAAGAGAGGGAAUUUCUUUGAAAUCUGGGAAGUAGACGCUCCUGAGAAAACAAGUUUAAUAUGGUCGAUUAUGAUACCUUAUUUAUUGUCUUCAGCUGAAAUUGAAAACUUUGAGAAUAGUAUGCAGAUGCUUAUUGGUGAUAAUGAUGAAGUUCAACGCCUAAUGAAUAUAAUUAGUUCGAAGAAGAAAUUGAAUUCCAUAGAUAUACAGAGUCUGAUUCGAAGAAAAAAUCCUUUAGUAGACCAACAAGAACUAUAUACUGAGAAUGAUUUACAUAAUUUAAUGCGAAUAUUUAAAAAAAGAUUGGAUUUUCUUACGAAUGACUUGAGCAGAACAACGGGUAAGCAGUACAAUGAUUUUCUAAAACUUCAAGCAGCAGCAAAUGUUCUUAAACGCCAGAUAAAUCUCUUUGACGAAAAUAAUGUGUUAUUCAAAACAUUCAUUCCUGAUAACUUAAUAGAAGAACUUGUUAAAAAUGAAGAUUUAAUUCUUUUUGUGCGUUCUGUUGGUGAAACAAAUUCUUUUCGAUAUGGUGUGCGAAAUGACUAUGCUUUGUAUUCUAGAAAUAAAUAUUUAAAGCAUAUUUUGAAAUUAGCUAAAAUUCCUUCUGUUAAAAUUAAAAGCAUUUUUAAUCCACACCCUUCAAAGCAAUUACUUCUCCAGAUUCUACAAAGCCCUGCGCGAGAUAUUGUACAUCAUAUUUAUCAAUCAGCUUUCAUUUUGGAAACGUUAUCAUCUGCAGGAUACGAUAUGAAUCCAGAAUCAAAAGACAUCGAAGGUUUUUCAGCGUUUUAUCACUGUUUAAAAUACCAUGACUGGGCACUUUUUCUCGAACUCUAUAACUAUCCCACAAAAAGCAUACAUUUUUCAAAUAUAAUUGAAAAUGAUCAUGAUCACCAUUUCAAAGCAUUAGAAUCUUUUGAAGUUACAAUAACAAAUGAUUAUGAAAACAUGAAGAAAGAUUUGUCUGGCGGAUCUCUUCCUAUCCAGUCCUCGUAUGAACAAAUCCUUCCUUUCAUUUCAUUCCAUAAAGAUUUCCUGAAAAAAAAGAACAAUAUAAUGAAAGACCCUUAUUCAAGUAAUAGUGAUAAAGCUAAAAAGUUACUAACGUUAUUAAUAAAAGAAUACGACAGUCAUUUUUAUCUACACAAUAAUCCAACGCAUCAGUUUGAAGAAUACUUUUCAAAUUAUGCAUAUCAUGAAAUUCUAGAUGGUUAUAUUAUUUUGUGUUUCACUGAUUGUUUCAUGUCAUUAGGUAAAAUAGUUGAUGUGAAUAACCAAAAAUCAUUGGAAGAUGCUUUAAUAAAUUUAUUGAAGUAUUUCAGCACUAAAGUUUUUUUUGAGAAACUUGGGUUCAAACCGAGCAUUGGUAUUCCAGAAGAGAAAACUAUUCUUUUUGCAUAUUUUUGUGACAGAACACAUUGGAAGUCCUCCCUAGACGUUUUGCUGAAGACAUUAGUGUGUAGUUAUGUUGAUGAAAACAAGAAAACAACACAAUCUAUUCUUCAAACAUGCAUGGAAAAAUGUCCCCUUUUAAAGGAAGAGUAUGACAUUUUGAAUUUGGAUGUGCACUUCCAAAUUGCAGAUGCAGCUUAUCUUUUUGCAGACCAAUUAAAUUCUGAUCUUGUUGCCGAAAGAGCCUUGUAUAUGAUUGGGGAAACUAUUUGUAGCAUAACAGAUGAGUGCACGGUUACUCCAUUACUACGAUAUUAUCUGCCAUCAGACUUAGAAAAAGCUUUUUGUAAUUUGCGAAAUAAUUGUUUCGCUCAUUAUAAGGCAAGUACAAUCAAAGGGAGGGAAGCUAUCGAAAAAGGUUCAGAUUUAAAUGUUAUUCAAGAAGAGCUAAUGAUAUUGUAUUUUGUAAUUUCUCCAAUAUUUGCACUACAAUAUUAUCGAGUAGAACGAGAAGUCCUUGAAAACUGCGUUGAAGAUGAUAAUAUCUCCUGUACAACGCAGUCAUUAAAAUUUCAAAUUGUUGAGCAAUCGCUGGUAAUGGCAAAUAGAAUUGAACGAUCAAGAGAGCGUAUUUGUAGCUGUUAUAACGAUGAAUAUGUGCACCUACUCCAUAAAAUUCUUGAAUGUAUUUUGCAAGAAUUAAAAAGAAAGAAAUUAAUGAAAGUUAAAGAAUUACGAAUGCGCUUUGAGCACUUGAAAACUUUGCUCAAUUAUGAUAAACACAAUGUCAAAAUUUGGAACAUUUGUACUAAUUUAUUGCAGUUAGAUGUGCAAAUGCGUAAAAUCUUUGAACAAAAUGCUACAACUAUAGAGUCAGACAUUUCACAAAACAUGUCGAAUGAAAUUUUAAAUCUUAUUAAAAACAUUGAAAAAGAAAUUGAUUCUUACGAAUCCAGUAUAGCUCAAAACUCAAAGGAUAAGAAGAAGUUUCCGAGCUUUAAACCUUUAAUCUGCAUGAUGGGAAAGCAAAAAUUACUAGCUCCUUUUCAAGCAAACAAGAGAAAUGAUUUUCUUUUGUAUAUGUCAAAUACAGAGAAACAAAUAUUAACAACACAACUCUAUCAAGAUAUUAAACAAACUUUUCAAGAACUGGAAACUAAAAAAAUAACAAAAUGGAAAGAAUUAGAAAUUCGUUUCAAGGGUUUCCAAUCUACUUUUACAAUUUUAGAAGACGAAGUGAAAAGGAGGAAUAUUUUUCAUAGGUUAUCACAGUUAGUUAUGCAAGUGGAUGCAAUAUUUGAAAUACACACUACCGCCAUAAUGACAGACGUUUCACAGGACUUGGCGAAUGGUAUUUUAAAUAUUUUUAAGGACGUUGAAAAAAUAUUUGAUCCUUAUAAAUCUGGUAUAACACAAAAGAUUGAAAAUCAAUAUGAGUUUACAAACUUAAAAGAUUUAUUUAAUAAAAUAGAAAAGUAUGAAUUUUUUUCUCCCAGUGAAGCAGAAAAAAUAAGGGAUGAAUUUUCAAAGUUUUUGAAGAGACCAUUUGAAUCAAGACAACGAUUAAUCGAUCACUUAAACAGAAGAAUAUGUUUAACGACCGAGGAAAUGAAUGCAGACGUUAAAACUCUUUUCGUACCAAAGAAAUUAAGAGAAAAAAUAAGGAAGAGUUUGAAAAAAGAUCCGGCAAAAGCUUUGUUAAUGAUACAUGACAUAAAAGACACUGUGGAAGCAAUAUUGGGCAAAAAAGAAGAUACUAGUUAUAAAUUCAUGAAAAUUUUUUUGGAUGAUAUGUUUAUACGAAGAAUUAAAUUCCUUAACCUCCCUUUGAAUCUACAUGAAAAAAUAAGAAAUCUUCACUCCCAGAAGCUUGAUUUUGCGAUUGAAAGGCUUCAAUAUAUGAAACAAGUUCUAACUAAAGGCGACCAACACUUAUCUAAAUGGUUAGACAAUGAAAACAAGACAUUAAAAGAAGAAAACUACACGAAACAAUUAAUGGUGCAACGUUAUGCGAAUGAAAUAGGUACCAAAGCUGCGUUGGAAACUCUUUUAUUGGAUUAUCUUAAUAUAAUCCAUAGUAAUCGAGAGUUUGAUGAAAUGAAGCGGAAAUCUUCAUCUCUUUUUUGUGGUAUCAAUUUAAGAAACAUUUUGUCCCACCAAUGCCCAGUUGUGGAAGUUUCGAAUAAGGUUUUGGACGAUAAAAAUUUAGCCAAUGAAUUUAUAAACAAGGUUUACAUGUACUUGGAAGAUUUAAAAUCCUUGGUAGCCAUGUCAGAUUUCUACAAAAUCAUGAACUAUCCAAAGAAGAAAAAGUUUGAAGAACUCGUAAAUGAUGACACUCAAGAUGCAUACUCACAUUUUAGGGAAAACAUUAAAUCCUGCAAGAAAUGGAAACGUUAUUUAUUUUUACUUCCAGAAAAAUAACUUUAAAAUUUUAUCAUCUUCUUAAUUAUCUAAAUCAGGGCUUCUUAAAAUUUUAAUGUGGGUAUAAUAAUGUUAACAAAAAAAUUUAUGGAACCCCAAAAGCAUUGUGCAAAUCCAACUCGCGCGUGAAUGAAACUGUCAGUUUUUUCACUUUUACUGUAAUAUACUAUUGCGUUCAUCAACUUUAAUUUUUAAUUGUUUAAAAUUUGUAAGCAUAGAAAAGCUUACAAAUUUUAAACAAGUCACAAUUUAAAAUUAUAACUCAACAAUAAAAAUAAAUUCAGUUACUUGAGUAAAUUCACACAAUAACUUUAAUCUGUGAAUAUGUAGCCACUUGUAAGGUUAUUACCAACCAAACUUACUUACAUUGAGUAAAAAUAUUUGGUACUUGUAAAGUUAUUACAAUAAGUUAAAAAAAUAAAUCUUAACAUUUUAAAUGACCCCUUACCAAAAUAAAAGACCGAAAGAAGACUUGAAUAUCGAAGAUCAGCAACUUUUAAAAAAAGAGAGGGCGAUUUUAUUUGUUUGGUCAUACCACUGCAAUUUCCCUAUUUUAGUACAAAGGAUUACAUAAUCACACUAAAAUUAUCCAGCAUGAUAAUAUACAUUACCAUCAAAAUAAAAAUUUAUAUAUUUUGUCAUAUCUGCUAAAAAGGUAAAUUUUUGAGACGCAAAUUAAUAACACAUUAGAUUUUAAAUCAAUACCGGACAGUCUAUAAAUGAAAAUCAUAAUUUAUUUCUUGAUUAUUAUAUAGAGUUUUGUUUGAAUAUGGAUAAAAAUUAGGCAUAUUGCAUCAUCGGUACACGUGACCACUUGUAGUUCAUUGUACGGUUCCUUGAUAUUUUUACAUAGAUAAUAGAUAAAAAAUUAUACUUUUAUGUCCAGAUCAAUCUACAUUUGUUAGAGCAAACCAAUUCAGGAUGGAAGCACUCAUCAGGAUGACUGGUGCCAGCUUAGUUCAUAAGCCUGCAUGUUGCAUUGCUGAUUGGCCCGACAUCAUCAUAACUAGCUUCAUCCUUUUGGCCUCAAAACCAUAAGGACAAUUCAGGGCUUACAAUAUGGAAUCUUUUACCUCUGGUUACAUUACUUUUUUGCCUUUUUUUUUUUGCAUAUUUCUUGCCAUACAAUUUCAGCUUUUUCUUUUCAUCAACACCUCGGUAGUGAUUGAUGCCAAUUUCCAAAUUUUCAUAAUUGGAAACUUAUUUCUUAACAGUGUUGCCAACAGAUAAAAUUCAUAAAUUUAGAAUUAAUUCUUAAGUAAAAUUUAAAAUAUUAUUACUCAAAAUUAUAAUUAUAGUUCAGUUAUGUCAUGUAUAUUCUUAUGUUAUGUUAUGUAUACAAUUGUACAUUUAAAAUUUAUUGAUAUCAGAAAUACAUUGAAUUUAAGGAUACCGAUUGAUAUUGAAUUAAUAUUUAAAAUUUAAUAUUAGUAAACAAUUUAAACAUAUUUAGUUUCGUAUGCAAUAAGUUCUCAGCGAUUGCAUUUGAAGUUUAAUGUGUUUUUCAAAAUUAUAUACGUUUUCAACAAAUCAAUUUCCUUGAUAACGCAUGUAAGAUAUGAACUAUGCUCGUUUGAAUGAUGUUUAAUUUUAAUACGGUUAAAGCAUGUUUUAAAUUCUAUUUAUAUGCUUGUAAUUUGUAUGCUUUUGUGAAAAAUUACAUAUUUCUUAUUAUCUAUGGUAUUGGUAUUUUGUAUUCUUUUAAUAUUUAAGAUUGCAAUUUUUAACGGAUUUAAAUCAAAUUUGGUUUUGGUUAGUUUCUUGACAAAUCAAUGCUUAAUGUGUUAUCCUCGGUAUGAUGUUGUUGCAAACAUUUUGUAUUCUUAGUCAAUAUUUUAAAGAUUUUAACGAUCAGCUGUAUUUUUUAAUAAUUCUUUGACUUAAAUUUUCUUGUAACUAUGCAUAAUAUAUUUCUAUUCUCCUACAAACUGAAUUUUAAAUGGUUAUGAUUCUGUCUGAAUUGCUGCUGUGGAAAUUUAAAAAUAUCUUCCCUCAUUUUUAUGCUUGUGAAUUUUAUGUGUCAAGAAUUUUUGUAUUAAAAAUUAAGUACAUAAUAAAAGUAUUAUAAAAUAA
This is a messenger RNA of Parasteatoda tepidariorum (common house spider), 6428 nucleotides long. RefSeq lists its product as uncharacterized. The record is from RefSeq and is a predicted model, not a curated record. Lineage: Eukaryota; Metazoa; Arthropoda; Arachnida; Araneae; Theridiidae.